CCUGCUGAGAGGAACAGUUUCGCGGCAACCUCAUUUGGUUCCAGCUGGGCUCUGACAAACCAGGUUUUAUAUUCUCUGGAACAGCCAAACACCACCCUUACCGAAACCAUCAUGAAGCUCAUCCAUCCUGUAGGCCUUGUCCUACUCUCUUGCUUUUUUCUCCUGUGCGCCGUCGUGCCAGUGAGAGCCGACUUACGGCGUGAAGCUGAAGCACUCGUGAAUUGGAAAGCUAGCUUGGCUAGUGCCGAUGAGUCCCUUGGAUCAUGGUCGUUGGCCAACUCCACCAACCUGUGCAGAUGGUCGGGCAUCAUCUGCGAUUCGGCCGGGCACAUCGCAAAGCUCAACCUCUGGAAUGCAAGUCUGAACGGCACACUUGACCAGCUCGACUUCUCGGCCUUUCCUCACCUGAAGGAACUCAGCUUUGGCCACAAUGGUCUACACGGUACCAUUCCAGCAGGUAUUGGUAACCUGACGAGCUUGGUCGUGUUGCAGAUCACAGACAGCCCGUAUUUGAGGGGCGCCAUUCCACGCAGCAUUGGCCAGCUGAAACACCUUGCUUUACUGAAUUUGGCAUUCUUGGGGCUCGAUGGCACACUACCUGAAGAGGUGGGUAACUUGACAAGCUUGGAGGAGCUCAGUCUCAACUCGGUUACUUUGACUGGAUCAAUCCCACUAACAAUUGGGAUGCUCGUCAAGCUUGGCUUUCUAAAUCUCUCAGGCAACAAUCUGACUGGCAGCAUCCCACUGGAGAUCGGAAACAUGACAAAAUUGCUGCAUAUGGACUUUUCGUGGAACUACCUGGAGGGGAAGCUACCCACUACCAUCUCACAUUUGACAGAACUCCAGCUUUUGGUUUUGUCAGGAAAUCAGCUCGGAGGCCAUAUCUUCGCUGAGCUUGGGAAUAGCACCCUCCUCGAUACAAUCAAUGUUGCAAAGAACAACUUCUCCGGGUUGUUCCCGUCAUCGGUUUGCGCAGGAAGAGCACUGAGAACUGUCAGUGCUAGAUAUAAUGGAUUUACCGGCAUUCACCAGCAGACCUUUCAAAACUGCACAACCCUGCAAGAUGUUGACUUCACAGCAAACAACAUUGUUGCAGAGCUAAGGGAUUGCUUUGGCGAGCAUCCAGAGCUUGAGAUUAUGGCUUUCCGUCAAAACCAGCUGUAUGGCUCACUUCUGACUGACCAGGGUGAGGUAUUCCUUUGUAACCAUACUUAUUUAUCACUCUUAGACCUAUCAAACAACGACUUAAAUGGAGGUCUCCACGAGUGUAUUGGGGACUUGCCACGUUUGAUGCUCAUGGAUCUGUCAAGGAACUCUUUCAGUGGUGUAGUUCCAUUCUCAUGCCACGAUAAUCUUUACUAUCUACACCUAGCUAAUAACCAUUUCAGAGGGACUUUUCCUCUGGGUCUUAAGAAAUGCAAAAGCCUUAUCACUCUAGAUCUUGGAGGCAAUCAUUUUUCUGUUACGAUACCUUCCUGGGUAAGCAUGAGCUUGCCUACACUAAAAUUUCUUCUACUGUCAUCAAACAUUUUCGACGGCAUCAUACCGCACCAGAUAUUUCAUUUUCGUCAACUCCAGCUAUUAGACUUGUCAAAAAAUAGGCUCACCGGACCCAUUGCAGACAAUUUUACCAAUUUCACUGGUAUGAUACAACAACAGGAAACCAUUCACUUCCGUUUCGGCGAGUUUGAUAGAGAAGAGAUUGAAAUAGUUUGGAAAAAUGCUGGUCGUGUUUACAAUCUGUGGAAGGGAUCCAUGGUGGGUAUGGACUUGUCUGACAACUAUCUUUCACAAGAGAUCCCUAAAGGGCUUAUAGCCCUUCUUCAACUCAGGUACCUGAACUUAUCAGGAAAUCAUCUGCUAGGCUCUAUUCCCAAAGACAUCGGUAAUCUGGUACUGCUGGAGUCACUGGACCUUUCGCACAACCAGCUUUCCGGGGGAAUUCCUCCAAGUUUCGCAGCUUUGAAGAGCAUCAGUGUUCUGAACCUCUCGUAUAAUGGUUUAUCAGGGAGGAUUCCUACCAGCAGUCAGCUGCAGACGCUUGUAGAUCCAUCGAUAUACAGCCACAACUCAGGGCUGUGUGGUUCCCCAUUGGAAGACUGUGUGGACUCGUCGACGUCGACGCAAAACGAUGCGAGCCAGGCUGAAGAUAGGGAGGCAUUGUGGGUGUAUUGCUUUGUGGCUGCUGGAUUCAUCCUUGGGUUCUGGCUGUAUUGGGGCAUGUUCAUGUUUAGCGGGACCUGGAGAUGUUCGUUCCAUCAUUAUGUGGACAACAUGCAAGGGAAGGUAACCAAGAAGAUGCAUAGCUGCAAGUCGUGCGUACGGGGCAGAGGCCCUUAUGACAGAACGAGGAAAUGCAUCAUGUGGUGCUGAAGUAACGUCAAGCGUGUCUGUAGUAUUUCCCCUGUAUUUCCUAUGUACGUUGGGUGCAUGCAGUUUAUGUGGUUACAGAUGAAAUUUGCAA
Messenger RNA from Lolium rigidum, 2464 nucleotides. RefSeq names its product LRR receptor-like serine/threonine-protein kinase FLS2. Lineage: Eukaryota; Viridiplantae; Streptophyta; Magnoliopsida; Poales; Poaceae. The transcript is spliced from 2 exons. Gene Ontology annotation, molecular function: protein binding. The coding region runs from base 112 to 2373 and encodes 753 amino acids. The record is from RefSeq and is a predicted model, not a curated record.